AUGACAUCAUCAAUCUCAUUUGGUGACACGAACUCCGGGUUCCAAGUAGGGACUAAUCACGGCAGUAUCGACGCGCAGUUCCACCUUGCAGCGGAACUGCACUCUAAAGAGCGAUCCGAAGUAUAUAACACCCAGGGUGGUGCAGUCUUCAGCGGAAACAUUUCGGCCAAACGAGAUAUUAACAUUUAUCACAUUACCACAGUCCGCCCCCUCGCUGAUUCCAUCUACAAGUCCCUCUUCAACUCAGCAGACCUAUUUGACCAAGUCAGAAAUGAGCUCGGCCUUCUCGUAGCCGUCCUGAAUGCGACUGAAGAACAUACUCAAAAGUUCCACCUAGAUGAUACACAGCUCCCUAACUUAAACGAUGCGCUGAACAGAUGUCACGGCGUCCUACGUGAGCUUUCGGAGCUGAAGGACCGCUUUGACAAUGUCGGUCCUCAAACUCGGGUCACCUGGGAACGAAUGGGCUGGGGGGAGGCUGAACUGGUCGAUAUCCGGACAAAGCUCUUGCUAUACAUACAAGUGUUAAAUGUGUUGAACACAAACAUGAUACGGUCGUCUCACGAAAAUGUCGAACACCUGUUGAAAACGUUUAUCAGUGAGAUUCGCAGCGGAAAACGCGAAUCUGCGGCGAUGUCAUGCGUUUCAACUGGCUCGCUCACACUAGAUGAGAGAGAGGCGUGGAGACAUCUGCGGAAAGAAUUGCAGAGCAUUGGCAUCACUCCCGACAUCUUUACCCAACAUCGUGGUUUCAUCCUCACCACCUUGCAAACUUUUCUGUCGCAGGACGGCAUCGAAGAUUGUCCUGUCAACGUCGAGACAGCAAACUUCGACCAGAAGCAAAGUUCACCAGAAUCGCCCCGCGAGAAUACUGACAGUACUUCGAGAACGGGAACUAGGGACGAUGUCUCUGCGACCAUGGUCGCACACGGUAAUAAUGACCGCUCGAAAGGGAAAGCUGUGGGCACCGAAUACCAAAGUCCGCUUGAUAUUCUAGCGUUAGCUCGGAUUCCCAAGAAACCCAAUCGAAUGGCUCGGCUAUUACACCGAAUUACACAUCCAAAUGCCGAGCCCAAGGAGGCAAUGCAAACCCCACGAUUGAACAAAACAAAGCAAAUGGUCGAGGAGGAAUUUGCCAGUGCGCAGGCUACCAGAGUCCCGUAUCUGACCCUGAGUGCCGACAAUCCAUCGGACGAAUCGAUUGUCUCGUCAAAAAGGGGGAAUGACCCAGCCUCUCCGCUCGACCUGCCAUCGGGCACAGACUACCUUCUGUCCGAGUUCGACGAAGAAGACGAAAUGCCCAAGACUUAUCUGAAUGAUGGGCUUUAUGACAAUGGCCAGCAAAAUUCCGAGCAUGCUGAUACCCUUUCCCAGAGGCAACAUGUUACCGGCUGGCCCGGGGUUCUGUUUCCUGUUGCUAGUCUUUACGAGUUCAAUCUUGAUAGCGGUAUUUCCGAAGGCGGGUAUACCUACUUGACCUACAAUGCAGGGGAGUUGUUCGGUGUGGUUGCCGAGAAAGGAAACGUGUGGCUUGCUUACAACCAGGACGACCCUACACAGAAGAUUGGAUGGAUUUGGGACAAGCAUUUUACCAAGCUUGAACGGCAGUACUGA
Penicillium canariense is the source of this 1614-nucleotide messenger RNA. RefSeq lists its product as uncharacterized. Bases 1 to 1614 code for a protein of 537 amino acids. Lineage: Eukaryota; Fungi; Ascomycota; Eurotiomycetes; Eurotiales; Aspergillaceae. The record is from RefSeq and is a predicted model, not a curated record. The transcript has 4 exons.